Molecule: messenger RNA, 5917 nt
Organism: Perognathus longimembris pacificus (Pacific pocket mouse)
Lineage: Eukaryota; Metazoa; Chordata; Mammalia; Rodentia; Heteromyidae
Gene: Mtmr3
Product: myotubularin related protein 3
Exons: 21
Coding region: 441-4070 (1209 amino acids)
Biological process (GO): dephosphorylation; regulation of autophagy
Molecular function (GO): phosphatidylinositol-3,5-bisphosphate 3-phosphatase activity; protein phosphatase binding; phosphatidylinositol-3-phosphate phosphatase activity
Source: RefSeq, a predicted model, not a curated record
UGGAAUGAAAAUAUUUAUAAUGGGAUAGAAUAUGUGAGUAUUUCUCUGUUAAUACUUAUACAAUGAAGUAAAGUAAUAGUAAAUAAUGUUUCCUUUUUUAUUUCCUGGGGGGAUUUGAACCUAAGAGACUCAUGCUUUCAUGGGCAGGCCCUUUAACAUUUGAGCCACAUCUUCAGCCCUUGAAGUUUCCUUUAAAGAACUUUGCACUGUAAUACACAGAAGAAGGACAACAUAAAAGUUAGACUACAAUCAUAAUUUUACUGAUUAGGCCUAAAUGUUGUAUGUGUCCAUCCAUACAUUUAAUAAGAUUUCCUUGUGAAACCUUCUAAUAGAACAAGCUCUCAGGACAAACUUCAUUUGAUCUCAGCAUAAGAGAAAGAAGAGCCUUCAGACACUGAAGAAGUGAAGGGGAUAUCUCCUCCUAAUCUGGGCCUCCUGUCAUGGAUGAAGAGACUCAACAUAGUCUUGAGUGCAUCCAGGCCAAUCAGAUCUUUCCAAGGAAGCAGCUGAUUCGGGAGGAUGAGAAUCUUCAGGUUCCUUUCCUUGAACUUCAUGGAGAGAGCACUGAGUAUGUGGGCCGUGCCGAGGAUGCCAUCAUUGCUCUUUCUAAUUACAGACUUCACAUCAAGUUCAAGGAGUCUCUUGUUAAUGUUCCAUUACAGCUUAUAGAAACUGUUGAAUGCCGUGAUAUAUUUCAGCUUCAUUUGACCUGCAAAGACUGUAAAGUUAUCAGGUGUCAGUUCUCAACUUUUGAGCAAUGUCAAGAUUGGCUUAAGAGACUGAACAAUGCAAUCCGACCUCCUGCUAAGAUUGAAGAUCUCUUCUCUUUUGCAUAUCAUGCUUGGUGCAUGGAGGUCUAUGCCAGUGAAAAAGAGCAGCAUGGAGACUUGUGUAGACCAGGGGAGCAUGUAACGUCAAGGUUUAAGAAUGAAGUGGAGCGGAUGGGUUUUGAUAUGAACAACGCCUGGAGGAUUUCCAAUAUUAAUGAGAAGUACAAGUUAUGUGGUAGCUAUCCACAAGAGCUCAUUGUGCCUGCCUGGAUCACUGACAAAGAACUGGAAAGUGUAGCAAGCUUCAGGUCCUGGAAGCGCAUCCCUGCAGUCGUCUAUAGGCACCAGAGCAAUGGAGCUGUCAUUGCCCGUUGUGGACAGCCAGAGGUCAGCUGGUGGGGUUGGCGAAAUGCAGAUGAUGAGCACCUGGUGCAGUCAGUGGCCAAAGCUUGUGCUUCCGACUCCCGAUCGAGUGGCAGCAAGCUGUCAACCAGGGACAGUUCUCGAGACUUUCCUAAUGGGACAGACCUUUCUGAUGUGGACUUUGAUUCUUCUUUGUCAAAUGCUUCAGGAGCAGAGGGUUUAGCCAUCCAGCCACAGAAGCUUUUGAUCUUGGAUGCCCGCUCCUAUGCCGCAGCUGUGGCCAACCGAGCCAAAGGAGGAGGCUGUGAAUGCCCAGAGUAUUACCCGAACUGUGAAGUUGUGUUUAUGGGAAUGGCAAACAUUCAUUCUAUCCGGAGGAGUUUUCAGUCUUUGCGGUUGCUGUGCACACAGAUGCCAGAUCCGGGAAAUUGGCUUUCAGCUCUUGAGGGCACAAAAUGGCUCCAUCACCUGUCUGUGCUUUUGAAAUCUGCCCUUCUGGUGGUGCAUGCUGUGGAUCGUGACCAGCGCCCAGUGCUAGUACACUGCUCAGAUGGCUGGGAUCGUACUCCCCAGAUUGUGGCAUUGGCCAAGCUCUUGUUGGACCCUUACUACCGAACCAUAGAGGGUUUCCAGGUCCUGGUGGAGAUGGAGUGGCUGGAUUUUGGCCAUAAGUUUGCUGACCGGUGUGGUCAUGGGGAGAACUCAGACGAUCUGAAUGAGCGUUGCCCAGUGUUUCUGCAGUGGCUUGACUGUGUGCAUCAGCUUCAGAGGCAAUUUCCUUGCUCUUUUGAGUUCAGUGAAGCAUUCCUUGUGAAACUGGUACAGCAUACCUAUUCCUGCCUCUUUGGAACAUUCCUGUGCAACAACGCCAAGGAGAGAGGGGAAAAGCAUACUCAGGAACGGACAUGCUCUGUAUGGUCACUUCUUCGGGCAGGCAACAAAGCCUUCAAAAACCUACUGUAUUCCUCUCAGUCAGAAGCCGUACUGUACCCUGUGUGCCAUGUGCGGAACCUGAUGCUGUGGAGUGCAGUGUACCUGCCCUGCCCAUCCCCAUCUACCCCCGUGGAUGAGAGCUGUGCACCAUACCCAGCCCCAGGCACCAGCCCUGAUGAACCCCCCCUGAGCCGGCUACCAAAGACUAGAUCAUUUGACAAUCUGACCACAGCCUGCGACAGCACAAUGCCUCUGGCCAGCCGGCGCAGUAGUGACCCCAGCCUGAAUGAGAAAUGGCAGGAGCACCGACGCUCCCUGGAGCUAAGCAGCCUGGCUAGUCCUGGAGAAGAACCUCCUGCCCAUGCUGCUGACAGCCUGGGAAAGCCUAGCAGGAUGCCAGGGGGUGCUGAGCUGUCUGUGGCGGCUGGAGUGGCUGAGGGACAAAUGGAGAACAUUUUGCAAGAGGCCACCAAAGAGGAGAGUGGGGCAGAAGAGCCUGCCCACAGGGGAAGCGUGGAAAUGCCAGAGGUCAAAGAGGAGAUGCUCUUAGCAAAGGAAAGCAGGAGGAUGUCAGCCGAGGGCUCGCUUGUCCUUUACCAAGAACCAGAGUUGGAUGAUGCGACUCUACAAAGGCACCCAGACUCCAGCCUGUCAGUGCUCUCACAGGGUAUUUCUCAACAGCAGGGUAGGCACAGUGUUCUCAGUUCACUCCAGGCCCCACCUAGGGGAGAAGAUUUCCAGGAGACCCCUGGGGAGCCGCUGCGAAUAAGGGAUGCUGCAGAGGGAAGGGAGGGUGCUGUUCCUCCCAUCCUGGUAGAUGCUAAAGUUGGCCAUGAUACCUCACAGUCUAGUUCUACUCUACCUUCCCAAGUCCCAUGUGAGACCGGAGGACCAAACGUGGACAGUUCGAUGGACGUGUUAGUACAAGAUACAGUGAUACCCGAAAGCGGGCCUCAGGACCAUCAUAGACCUCGCUUGGUAACCAGUGACAGGUUCAGUGGCAAGGACAUGCCGGCAGCAGAGCUCAGGCCUGUAGAGAGGAAUCUGGCUGAGAGGCCCCAAGGUGAGUCUGUAGUGCACAGAACUUCCUCUGGCAGCACACUCAGCCCCAACCCGGCCCACUGUGCCUUGCCGUUAGCUGAAUGUAAAGAGGGGCUCGUGUGCAAUGGCUCCCCAGAGACUGAAAACAAGGCCUCAGAGCAGCCCAUUGGACUUGGAACCUUCCAGAAGUACCCAACACCCAACGGACAUUGCACCAAUGGGGAGGCUGGGCGGAACAAGGACUCCCUGAGCCGCCAGCUGUCUGCCACAAGCUGCAGCUCUGCCCACUUGUACUCGAGGAACUUGCACCACAAGUGGUUGCACAGUCACUUGGGGAAACCGUCUGCCACUAGCAGCCCUGACCAGCCUUCCCGCAGCCACCUGGAUGAUGAUGGCAUGCCUGUGUAUACGGACACAAUCCAACAGCGCUUGCGCCAGAUUGAGUCAGGCCACCAGCAGGAAGUGGAGACCUUGAAGAAACAAGUCCAGGAGCUAAAGAGCCGCCUAGAGAGCCAGUACCUGACCAGCUCCCUGCGCUUCAAUGGGGACUUUGGAGAUGAAGUGACUUCAAUCCCCGACUCGGAAAGCAAUCUGGAUCAGAGCUGUUUGUCUCGCUGCAGCACAGAGAUUUUCUCUGAAGCCAGCUGGGAGCAGGUGGAUAAACAGGACACAGAGAUGACCCGUUGGCUCCCUGACCACCUGGCUGCCCACUGCUAUGCUUGUGACAGUGCCUUCUGGCUCGCCAGUAGGAAGCACCACUGCAGGGAUACUGACCGUGUUGAUCAAACGUGGAAUUGUGGGAAUGUAUUCUGCUCCAGUUGUUGUAAUCAGAAGGUUCCAGUUCCUAGCCAGCAACUUUUUGAACCCAGUCGAGUGUGCAAGUCUUGCUACAGCAGCCUACAUCCCACGAGCUCCAGCAUUGACCUUGAACUGGAUAAGCCCAUUGCUGCCACUUCUAACUGAAGCUCAGUGACUUGGGGUGGGCCGAGGCCAAGCUACUGUUCCUCUGACAGGCCCACACCGCCUGGGCAGCCCGAGAGGCCCAUGCACUUUGGAACGGGGGCAUGGAACCAUAUAUACAGAGUGACAGGAAAUGGGAUGUACCACUGGAUUGUAGAUUGAUUUUUUUCUUUCCUUCUACCCUUUCCCUUUUCCAUUUUCCCUCUGCUUUCAAAAAAGAAAACAGUCCCCUGGUUGUCUUAAUUUUUUAUUUUUAUGUCUUGUAAUGGAAGAUCAGAGGUGUCCAGGCUUCCUGGAGCAGCAGGGCUGCCCGCCGCUGGGCAUGCUGAGGGCUGGCAGAGCCCAUCAGCCAGCCAUGGAGGUGGGAGACAGUGAGCGGGGCAGAACACAGCGCCAACAUAGCCAUCAUUCCUCAUGCCGCCGCCACCAUGUGUGCUGGUGGGAAGCUGCCAGCUCCUUCCCCAGGGGUGUUACCCCAUAUCCACCCCCCCCCCCCCCGACAACAGGGUUGGCACAUCAUGAAUGGUUUCCCUUGGGAUCCCUUGGGGGAAGGAAGUGUGUGCUGCUUUUGCGCAGGCGGGUGGUGGGGUGGUGGUCAGCACGUUGGCCCACAUCGGAUUCUGUGACUUGAUCCAGACUCCCCCAGGCUCCCUUUGCUUCCCAGGGCUGCCUCCCUGGACAGGCUGGGUCUUGCUCCCCACCCUAAGGCCUAGGAGUGCAGGCUGGCCAGAAGGUGGGGGUCCGCUGCUGUGAUGGCCUGCCAGCUGCUGGGCCCACGCACGCCCGGAGCCCCCUUGGGGUAGUGGUCCUCUAAACAAUCUCUCUCCUCGGCCAGCACAGGGAAAUUCAGACUCAGGGUCCCAAAAGUUCCCUAUUCCCAAACCAAACAAAUCAUGGAUCGCCCCUCAAGGGGUAGAAUCAGCCUUCACAGUUACAAAGGUCCCCACACAGUUAGCCUUCCUCCUCUUUUUGGGGGGCAGCAAGGAAGUCCCCUUUCCUGCCUUUGGCUUCCUGAGUGGGCACAUCCGUGGAGGGUCCACUUGGUGACCGCAGGGUUCUUGGAGGAGAUUCAGGGCACCUUUUCUCAGUGAGCUCUCAUUUGGUCCAAAAGAGCCUUAAAUCAAGAAUCUUGGAGGGGGAGGUGAGGAAGGGCGCCGAGGAGCUUAAGUUGGUGCUUUGUUAUGUUGGCAUCCAUGUUUGUGCCUGCCUUCCCUCCUGGGAAGGGCCUCCACUCUGCUGAAAGCUGCUACCUGGUCCCAGGGCAGGAGAAGGACAGUGAAGUCCUGAAACGCGAGGUUCUAGCCUGCUUUGUGUUCACUCCCCUGUCCCCUAGCCUAGGCACGCUGCGGUGCUCAGCAGCCUUCCCUGGUGCUGGUGGCUCGAGGCAGAGCCCGGAGCAUUUGAGCGCCUCCGAGUCGGGCGGCAGCAGCUGUGCAGAGCCCGGCCCUGUGAAACAGGGUGUCAUUCUCUGCGCUCUGCGCGGGCGGCCCGGCAGGUAGGGAGAAGUCAGAGUGACUGAAGACUGUGCAGUUCCUAUUGACAGGUGCCAAGAGGUUAUGAUACGGGUUUCUUGGGUCUGUUGUACAGUGUGAAUAAUUGCUUGCAGCUCUUAGCCCUUUUUUGAUCAAUGAAGCACUUUUUUAUUAAUAUUUUCUUUGUAUGUAAAGGAGGAACCAUACUCUCCGUAGCUGUACAUAUAACCCUUUUCUCCUAAAGAGGAGUCGGUCAGUGCUCCUAUAUUUUUCAUUUUUUUGUCAAAGCAAGAAGUAAAUACUUUAGAAUUGUUAAAUAUAUAAAUAAAGCAAAUAAAGUUGCGUGUUCGGCAUGGUGGCAUUUGCUAACCCAUUCUA